CUAAUCGUUCCCUUCUCCGUCUACCUCCUCGUCCUCUUAUCCAUCAACCAGGCCAUCAUCAGCUAGCAGGCCACUCCCUACCUCUAGCUACCCCCUCAUCUUCAUCCUCGUCCCCAUCCUAAUCUCCUUGUUUCUUUCACUCCGACUUCGCUUGCGCUCCCAGACCUCACCGGUAUCCAACUCAACCCUCUAACUGCUGUGUCACCCCCGGUCCCAAUUCAUACUCCUCCUCCUCCUCCUCCUUCUCCUCUCUGACGGUCUCCUCGCCCUCUCUCCUCCUCAUUUUGAGCGUCCCGCUACAUACACGUUUCGUGGCUAAUCACCCUGCCCUCCAUCGUUCCCCAUCUCGCCCUCUCAAUUAGGUCGGCUCUGCAAUGUCAGAAGGAACAGGUAUCGUGCUAGAAUAUGCCCUUCGUGUGGCGUGCCUUCACGAGGAGAUUGAGCGACGACGACGCAUUGCGGUGUCUGCUCCUCCUUCUGAACUUGGUUCGGUCACUGCCAGCAGCAAAUCUCAGGAUUCUUCAUCAGGUUUCUCUCUGGAUUUGGGCUCCUUGUUGGGUCGUGACAGUGCCCGGUCGCCUCGCUACCCGGAGAAGUUCAUCAAGGUCUUGGACGGCUCCCUGCAGCGCAUCGCCAUGGGCCAAGAUCCCAAACACACCGACCAAAGGUUUCGCCGCUCGGUUGCUUUGUUUUGGUCUUCCAGCUGGGCCGAUAAGACAUUUCAGCGGCAGCUCAAGGAGUCGCGGAAAGUUGAAGACAUCAUCCUUGCUUUCGUCUCCGCCUCGACACGUGCAUUGAAGAAGGAGUUAGACCUCGUCGAUGGUGGCUGGAAGGUUGAGCUCAACUCGCAGAUCCUCGUUUUUCUCGACAUGCUGAGCGACAACCUCAAUUCGAUAGGUUCAGCAGCUGUCGAGCUUCGGAGUCGCCUCAGCACCUAUCGAACCCGCCUCCAAGAUGAUAAUAGGAGGAGCGUAGCUCCUGCCCCGUCAGCGCUCAAAGAGGAAGUCUCCGUCGCUGUGCCAUCCUCGGACUCCACUUUAUCUACACGGGUCGUCGCCGAGCUCUUCCAGCUGGACAGCGCUACACUUGCCGAGCGUCUCCAGGCAAUCCGUCCCAUCUGCACCGUCGAUGCAGCACUUGAGGAUCUCAAGAUCUUCUUACAACGUCUUAGCACCGAUCGCUCAACACCUUACGGCGCCAAGGACUUUCCAGACGAGAGUCAAUGGGCAGCUUAUCGCGGCAAGGAGAUUGCAGCACUCUCCGAUCUUACCUUCUCAAUGCUGAAGGCCGAUCCGCUUAUGGCCAACGAGCGCUCCGAUCAGGUCGAUCUUGUCCAGUCAGUCGAUGGUCUCAAGCUCGAUGACCGCAACUUUACCUUCGUUCCAUCAGACCCACGCGAGGUCUAUAGGCAACUUUUGCGAGAAUGCCUGGACUACGACCUCCAGGUUCUUCGCACUCUCCCAGAGGACCAGGAUGUCUCCUUGAGCAUCUUGUCUCCGGAGCACACGGCCCUUCUCGACGAGUGUGCCCUGCGUUGGAGGAUUCCGUCAUCAUUCCGGGCCUGGGUGUUCUUUGAGGCAAUCGAAGAUCACUACGAGCAAGGUGACGUUCCACCGGACUGUGUGUUUGAAGCCGUGGGAGGCAUUGGGCGAGUCUCACAAGAUUUUCCGGUAUCAGACUGGGCUGAGACGGACCAAGCUGGUUUGCAGGCAGCCCUCCUUCGCCGAGAUCUAUUCUUUCUCAACGACAUCGAUAUCUCGCUCAACACUCCCACCGGCUACAUGUCUCCUGAGUUUCGACAAGCAGUUGAUCACUGGGGCAAUCUCGGAGCUGACCAGAAUGAGCACCCGGCCUUCCUGCGGACACAGCGAGCUAUUUGCGAUCGCCUACGCCAACAAGCAUAUGCCAGGUACAUCGAGGAGGCCAGUGAGAAAUACGCCCAGGAGGGAGGCAAGAACAAGCGCUUUGCUGCGGCUCUCGCAGCUUGGAUCGAGUCCAGCGCCAAACGCCUCAAUAAAUGGUUCCCUGAUCCCCUCCUCCCUCAAAUCGACGUCGUCUCCUUGGUACUUCAUCAGCAACUCUCACUGUGGGUGCGAGAUCUCGAGGAGGCCAUGGCUUCCCCCAAUGAUUCACUCUUGGGGCCGAGUGAUGACUUCGAGGAGUCGCUCGCCAUGUAUCAUCGUGCCCAGAAACUCCAAAGUAUGGGUGUUGCGUUUGGAAUGGACCCAUCACAGUUCGCGUUAUCCUCCAUCUUCGAACCAGUCAUUUCUGCUUGGCUUGACGAGACGGCAGUAAAAAUGCGGCAAUGGGCCGACAAUGCCCUUCGAAUUGAUGAUUUUUCCCCUCUCACCGCGAACGGGCAUUCGUCCUCUGUGACUGACUUGUUUGCCUCCUUCCAGAGCGCAAUGUCCUUUCUUCUCGAUUUGGAGUGGGAUGAUCCUGAGCAGAUGGCUGCAUUCGCCACCCGCCUUGCAAAGAUCAUCAGCCUCUCCAUCGACGACUAUUGCACAAAGCUUGAACGGUUGUUCAGCGCGGAAAUGAAUCAGACAGAGAGUCAUCAGUCCACGGCGAAGCAAAAGGCGUGGAUUGAGAAGGCGCGCAGCACCAUUGCUCAUCUUCAAGGCGACCGAAAAAUUCAGGCCUUCUUCAACUUUACCCCCGCAUCGUGUGUCAAGCUGAAUAACAUUGACGCCGCUCGCCAUGAGCUGGAUCAACUUUAUCGAGAGAUGCGUGUUGACGAGUAUGCGUCUCUGGACGUGAAUAAGCCUGUCGUUGCUACAGUUCAAGAAGCCUCGCUGUUCACGAUCAAGAUCGUCCUCGGGGAGGACCUAGUGGUCGAGGGGUCAUCUCGAGCGCCCGACGCUUUCGUUGUGUUGUCCGAUGAGCACGGCAACCGGUAUGCCAAGACACGCACAAUCUAUGAUGACCACGACCCGCGCUGGGACGAGACAUUUGACGUAGCUGUGCGGCGACCUGCAUGGUUCAUGGUCACCGUUCGACAUCGCAAUCUCGCAGGCAAACACGAUCUUAUUGGACGGGCAUACCUACAGCUUGACCCCUCACAAUACGUCGAUCUCAUUAGCAAGGACGUCCUACUGCCAUUGUCCACAAAGGGUCAUGUUCUUCUUCGGGUUAGCAUGGAAGGCGAGCGGGACGACAUCCAGUUCCACUUUGGCCGUGCAUUCCGGUGGUUGAAGCGCACGGAGUCCGACAUGGUCCGGCUCUUCGUUGACAAAAUGACUCCCGUUCUUCGUCACACCUUAUCGCGAAGCGCCAUCAAAUCAGUGCUCAAGCCCAGUGUGGGAGGCAUUGACUACAAUGAUGCGCUUCGUUUCUCAAAUGAUGCUCUCGGGCGCAUCUCCGCUGCUUAUCGAAGUGCUGUAGGCACAGGUCAAGACAAAUAUUCUAUCCCGCUUCCUCCUUCGGAGCAGGCGAAGGGAAGCCCUCAACACAUCAGGCGAGGACCCUCCGACGCAGAAAUUGAGGCGGCGAUUCACCCACUGUUCGAUUACCUUGACACGAACAAUCACACUUUGGCGUCUACUCUGUCCCCAGACGCCAUGCAUAUGGUCAUGGCCAAGCUCUGGAAGCAAAUUCUCAUGACCAUCGAGGCACUCAUUGUGCCGCCUCUGAGCGACAAGCCGAGCAGUAUGCCACCCUUGUCCGAAAGCGAGUUGGAUGUCGCUCUGCGCUGGCUAAAGUUCCUGCGCGACUUCUUUUACGCAGGGGGCGACGACAGCGGGGUGCCUCUAUCGACUCUCCAGAAUGCCAAGUUUAACGAGAUCAUGAGCGUGCCGAUAUAUUACGAUUGGAGUACGGAUGACCUCAUGGAGGAAUGCAUCCGCGGCUUCCAAAGUACACUCAAGAGCAAGGCGAUGAAACCCAGUAAAUCCAUUAUCGGUCAGCGGAACCUGGGUACCAUUCGAGCUCGUAAGACCGCUAAGCGAUCCGCGCCGCAAGCCAGCAACCAUACCGAGUUGAUCAUGAAGAUUCUGCGGAUGAGGGAAGGGACACAUGAGUUUCUUGCACAACAAAUCCAGACUCUAAACGCCGUCAAGCUGGAGGACACAGGCCGUGCGAAGAACAAGAGUCGGCGUGGGGUGGGAUUGCGGGGAUAGGCG
Messenger RNA from Cutaneotrichosporon oleaginosum, 4121 nucleotides. Lineage: Eukaryota; Fungi; Basidiomycota; Tremellomycetes; Trichosporonales; Trichosporonaceae. The record is from RefSeq and is a predicted model, not a curated record.